AUGGGUUGUCUUAUCGGAACACUCGGAGCUUCAGCUGCUUGUUGCUGUGGAAGUGCUGCCUGCAGUUUGUGCUGUGCUGCAUGUCCAUCAUGCAAGAACUCCACAGCCUCCAGGAUCGGAUACGCCCUCAUGCUGUUUGUUGGAUCCAUUGUGGCUGUGUUCAUGUUAAUUCCUGGAAUCAGAGACAAACUGCAGGAGAUACCAGCUCUGUGUGAUUAUGUGGGCAAGGAGAGCUGCGACAAAGUUGUGGGGUUUCUGGCAGUGUACAGAGUCUGCUUCGCCAUGGCCAUGUUUUUCCUGCUCUUUUGUGUCCUGAUGAUACAAGUGAAGUCUUCACAAGAUCCACGGGCCAAAAUUCAAAAUGGAUUUUGGUUCUUCAAGAUCCUGAUUGUGGUGCUCAUCUGCGCUGGUGCGUUCUUCAUUCCUCAAGGAUCAUUUGAGCACGCUUGGAUGAUAUUUGGCAUGAUUGGAGGGUUUCUUUUCAUUCUGAUUCAACUGGUGUUGCUUGUAGACUUUGCUCAUGGCUGGGCAGAAUCAUGGGUGGAGAAAUAUGAGGAAACAGAAUCAAAAUGCUACUAUUUUGGUUUAUUUUUCUUCACAAUUUUGCUCUAUGCUGUGAGCCUGGUUGCUGUGGUCCUUUUCUACAUUUACUAUGCUCAUGGAGACUGCUCAUUGCAUAAAUUUUUCGUUUCACUCAACCUGAUUCUGUGUGUGGCCAUGAGUGUCAUAGCCAUUUUACCCAAGGUUCAAGAACACCAACCAAGAUCUGGCCUUCUGCAGUCAUCAGUGAUCUCUGCCUAUGUUAUGUACCUCACCUGGUCCGCAAUGACCAAUAACCCAGACAAGUCCUGCAACCCUAGCCUGAAAGAUAUUGUAAUGCCUCAUCACAACGUAACACAACAGUCUGGCAGUGGUGUGGGGACCUCUGGUGGAGUUUUUGAUUGGCAGGGCAUCAUCGCUUUAGCUGUGUGGCUGUUUGCUGUGCUUUAUUCCAGCAUUCGAACCAGCAGUCACAGCCAGGUUGGAAAACUCACCUUGUCUGCAAAUACUAUCCUGCAGACAGACACUGGAAAGAACACUGGCAGUGAUGAAAAUUUGAUUGGUGGCUCAAAUGGUGAUGCAGAGUCCCAGAAAGCUCAUAAAGUUUGGGAUAAUGAGGAGGAGGGUGUGGCUUACUCCUACAGCUUCUACCAUUUCAUGCUGUGCCUGGCCUCUCUCUAUGUCAUGAUGACACUUACCAAUUGGUUCAGCCCCAGCUCGGAUGUGAAAUCCCUCAAUGCCAACAUGUCCUCUGUGUGGGUGAAGAUUGGCUCCAGCUGGUUCAGUGUUGCCCUCUACAUAUGGACUCUGAUUGCUCCAGCCAUCCUUGUGAACCGAGAGUUCAGUUAG
Messenger RNA from Candidula unifasciata, 1389 nucleotides. The record is from the annotation of a GenBank genome assembly. NCBI's taxonomy places the organism in Eukaryota, Metazoa, Mollusca, Gastropoda, Stylommatophora, Geomitridae.